Molecule: messenger RNA, 3039 nt
Organism: Eruca vesicaria subsp. sativa (arugula)
Lineage: Eukaryota; Viridiplantae; Streptophyta; Magnoliopsida; Brassicales; Brassicaceae
Source: the annotation of a GenBank genome assembly
AUGGAAGAAUGGGAAGCUUUCUGUGAGUUCCUCUGCAACCGCCAAUCUCCGCUUCCGCCCUCUGAGUGCACUGCUGAUGACGCUAUUGAGUUUCUCCUUACACUUCCCUCCGAUGGAAUCGACAAGGUUGCCGACCGCCUCAGCGCCGUCAACUUACAGGAAAAUCCAUUUGGCAGCAGAAUAGUAAGAACAUACUUGAAGCUUAUGGAAGGACAUGCUGAUGGGGAAGAAUACAAAUCUGACAGACAAGAGGACAAGGUGGAUCUGUUUGAGAAGUGCCUGACAACCAGCGAUGUCGGUAGCUCGAACCGCCUCGUCAUCACACCCAACGAGGACUUGAAGACUUACUUUAUCUUAGCCACUAUCCCAGGAGACCCAGAGAACUAUCUUCGGUUAGAGGACGAGGAAGGCAAGCCAUGGUUGUUCGGACUCUCACACCUCAAAGAUGGCUGCCAAAGCUUUAUCUUGAAUAAAUGCUGGAGAAGCUACGUUAAGGAGAAGCAGCUUGAUGCCGGAGACUUUGUCUUCUUCCAACGGCACCUUACACACACAAGAAGGCUCUUCAUUGGAUGCAGAAGGCGUGAACGUGGCACUGCUUCCAGUGAUAACCCUCACGAGUCUUCUCUAAGUGCAGCUCUGAAUUCACCAUCACCAAUUAUAUCCGCCAAUACGCUAGAACUUAGAGAUAAACUCAAGGAAGUUAAAACUUCUUUCCAACCAAAAUCGCCCGAGCAUAGCAUUACCGGGUCUGACUCUGUCUUUGUCAUUUAUUGUGGUGACAACCAGGACUCUGAGGAGGUAUACUUCAUCGGCUACAUCUUCAACGAGUUGCGUCUCCGUGGAUUCAUCCCCUUGAGAUAUGAUCUAACCAGUAGCUCAGUGACUAGGAACCCGGAGAUGCUAUACAGAUCACGGAUUCUGAUGGUUUCUUCCCCACAUAUUGUUGGACUUUGGGGUAUGGCUGGCAUAGGGAAAACUACCAUCAUGGGAGACAUUUUCAGAAGACAAGCUGAGACGUAUGACGUGUGCUACUUUCAACCAGACUUUCAUCUAAUGUGUCAAACAAAAGGGUUGAGUCAGUUGCGCGAAGAAUUCUUCUCCAAAAUAUUUGGUGAAGAAAACGUUUUCAAAGACGCAUGUGACACGAAACCUAGUUUCAUAAGGGAUAGAUUCCUUGAUAAAAGGGUUCUCAUCGUUAUUGAUGGUGUGAGUAGUGCUCGAGAUGCAGAAGAUUUUCUUGGAGGAUUUGGCUGGUUUUCUGAUGGACAUACAAUCAUCUUAACAUCUAGGAAUAGGCAAGUUCUUGGAACCGAAGCAAUUGAAGGCAUAUUUUUGGAUCUUUCCGGCUUGACAUUAGACUUGAAUCCUACCGUUUUUGAGAGGAUGUAUAGACUUAGAUUGCUCAAGCUACACUGUCCAACUUCCGAUAACCAUUGCAAGGUUUCUCUACCUAAAGGCCUCCACUCUUUGCCUGAUGAGCUACGGCUACUACAUUGGGAAAGAUAUCCUAUAGAAUCUUUACCUCGCAACUUCAACCCAAAAAAUCUCGUAGAACUGAACAUGCCUUAUAGCAACUUGACAAAACUAUGGAAAGGAACAAAGAAUCUUGAGAAGUUAAGGAGAAUCAAUCUGAGUCACUCCCGACAGUUGACUAAAUUCCCAAGGCUUUCAAAGGCCAAGAACCUUGAACAUAUUGAUCUUGAAGGAUGUACGAAUCUGGUUAAGGUUAACUCAUCUUUUCUUCAUCAUCACAAGCUUACUUUCUUGAGUCUGAAAGACUGUUCACGUUUGCAAAGUAUGUCUGCCACGGUUCAUUUAGCAGCUCUCGAAGUUCUUAAUCUAUCUGGCUGCUCAGAGCUCGUUGAUCUUGGUGAUUUCUCACCAAACCUGAGUGAGCUAUAUCUAGCUGGGACUGCAAUUACAGAAUUGCCAUCGUCAAUAGGGGGUCUCACUAGACUUGUUACACUAGAUCUGGAGAAUUGUAAUAGACUUCAGCAUCUGCCACCAGAGAUGCGUAACCUGAAAGCUGUGGUCAGUCUUAGCGCAAAACUUCCUCAUUCGUCCAAGGAUUCAAGGGAUCUAUCUAGAGUGGGGGAUAAAGCACUAUCAUAUAGAAGAAUCAGUUGGACAACAGUUACUAAAGCUAUUAUGCUGAUCGUAAGACUAAGGAAGCGAGCAAAAAGGGCCUCUAUAGCCACAAACCUUUUUAAGGUUAAGCUUGGCUCAGAUUCUACCUUGGUAAGUGAUCUUUCUUACAACACUUCCUGGGGAUUCUUUGGUUUACCAGAAAGACCCGGCCAACCUGAAUGCGCAUAUUACAUGAAGACAGGAGACUGCAAAUUUGGCCAUACUUGUAAAUUUCACCAUCCGAGAGACAGAGAAACCCAUGUCAGUGAUGUCACUGAUAGCCACCCAUCACGACCGGGAAAACCUGUGUGUCCCUUGUAUUUUCACACUGGAAACUGCAGCUCGGGUCCUACUUGUAGUUUUGAUCACCCAUCGUUGAUACCAACUCAGAUGAACACAUUUCUCGUGCCAUCCGAGACACAACACUUAAAUAAACUAGGAUUUUCCUCUUCAGUUGGAGAUUCAUUAAGUGACCUUAUGGAAGCAGAAACUAAGCAACAAAGAAUCCAGAAGAACAUAUCUGCCAAGGCUUCUAGAUAUAGGCCAGAACCAUCAGAAACUGGUUCUCCAGAGAAGAAGUUAAAACCGCUUAAACAUAUAACAUCUCUGGACUUGAAAGGUGGGAUAGGUAUUACAGAGGCUCUCAGACUUCAGAUGGAAGUGCAGAAGCAACUCCAUGAGCAGCUAGAGAUUCAAAAAAACUUGCAACUCCAGAUAGAAGAACAAGGCAAGCACCUUCAAAUGAUGUUCGAGAAACAAAAAUCUGGUCUCGGUAAAGGUACAGCCUCAACAUCAGAUACGCCAGCCAAAUCCGAACAGGAAGACAAGAAAACAGAUGAUUCAAAGGAGCUCGCACCAGAGGAAACAAUGAGUUCCCAAAGAGCCGGAAUCUCCGCAGGCAAAGCGCACUAA